AGAUCGAAGCACCUGCCAAUGCGGCCCAGUUCGACGCCAGCCCACAGCUCCGAGAAACCCUGGCCUUCAACUUCUCUUCUAUGUCCUUGAACGAAACGCCCGGGUCGCCGACCCCUCCCGCGCCCUUGACCCCUCUGCUCCAGCACCACGCGGGCAUCCACUUCAACCCCCUGACUCUUCACAACCUGAAGGGCCGUAACGUGAGGGUGAGCACAGACCGCACUGUGGCCGUGAGGCUGAGGGAGGAGUACUGUAAUGCCUUCGUCUUCACCUCCAGGCCAGUCCGAUGUGGCGAGACCAUCCUCAUCCAGGUUCUAGGCAUUGACAGAUCGUACAUUGGUGGGCUCGGGUUUGGACUGACAGCUUGCAACCCUGCAACAGUGACAGAAGCCAGUCUGCCCGAUGACUCGGACCUGUUGCUAGACAGGCUGGAGUACUGGGUUGUCAACAAAGACGUCUGCCGCAACCCGGAAGAAGGCGAUGAAUUAAGCUUUUUUAUAUCAGAGGAAGGUGAAGUUCGCUAUGCCAGGAACAACCACAGUCCAGUUACGCUGAUGCAUGUCGACAGAACCCUGCCCCUGUGGGCAUUUUUUGAUGUCUAUGGCAACAUACAGAAGAUCAAGGUCGUGGGCACAACAAGGGCUGCAGUCCAAGGUCGUCUGGCCAGAUCUCAGUCCCUGACGGGGUACAACAACCUGCCUCCAGGCACAAGUGGCUCGGCCCCGACGUGCUCCUCUGCCGGACUGUCUGUGGCGAUGCCCCCACACGGCACAGGUGCACCCCCCAGCUCUCUCCCUGCCCACAUCCUCAGAAGCAAUAGCGUUCCCGUCUCAUGUCAUCCCUCCCCGCAGGACUCGGGUGAUGGCCGUCGAUUCCCUUCGCAGCCCACUUCAUUACCCAGCACCCCGCUGUCUCCCUCGACUCAGGCUGAGGAGGGGGCGGCCGACUGUAAAGUGUGCUGGGAGCGCUCUAUCAACUGUGUGCUCUACACUUGUGGCCACAUGUGUUUGUGUUUUGACUGCGCUGUUCACAUCCGCAGCGAGAAGGGACUAUGCCCUAUCUGCCGACAAGAAAUUGUGGAUGUCAUCAAGAUCUACCGCUCAUAGCACCAGGGCUUGCUUCGUCUUUUGUGGUUAACAGUUGUUUUUUUUUCGGCUUUUCUUUUUUUGGGAAUUUUCAACAUUGCUUUCGCCAACUGCAUUUUUGGAAAUUAUGGGAUUCAAAUUUUCUUUGCAAAGUAAAGGACAGCUGCUAUGUGACAACUGGUUUUUAAAAAUUCAGCUUUGAAAUUUUUAGUUUUUGAUUAAUGAUUUAUGUUCAGAGGAAAUGGUUGCUGUUGCUGAUACUGUGCAGAUGUGUUACAAUGCAUGUGAACUGCUUUGUAAAUUAAUCUGAAGAGUUCUAAUUUGAGGGAAGUGCUUUUUUGUCUAAUUGCAUCUUGGUUUGCAUGUAAAUGAAAGCAAUAUUAACUGCAUUAUGCUUGAUUGAAGUCUGUGAGAAUUUUUAUGAAGACAAUUGAAAGCCCUUUAUGUACCUUCCUCUUCUUUUGCUCCUUCUUCUACUUCUCCUUCUCUUUCUCCUUCUCCUUCUUCUUCUUUUUCUUCUUUUUCUUCUUCUCCC
Messenger RNA from Aplysia californica (California sea hare), 1620 nucleotides. Its product is annotated as protein neuralized. The record is from RefSeq and is a predicted model, not a curated record. Lineage: Eukaryota; Metazoa; Mollusca; Gastropoda; Aplysiida; Aplysiidae. Gene Ontology annotation, molecular function: ubiquitin protein ligase activity.